GGAAAUAACGCCUUUACAAACACUUCGAAACCCACGAAGCAAAACAAAAACCACAACAUGGAUUCUCAAAAUUCCCUUGAACAAACUCUUGAAGAAGAAAGUGAUGAUCGUGCAAGUAGUGUCACCGUUACCUUCGAUGAGAUACGUAUUAAGCAUGAAGUGGAGAAAACUAUAUGCAUAAUGCCGCCACGCCCAGGGACAGCUGUGAUGAACUUCCAGGAGCUGUAUAUCCCAAGGAAUCAGCUAACCGACGUCUUCUAUCCCAUCCAAGAGGCACAGCGCUGGCUGACGCUAAUGGACAAGGCUGGGAAGCCGCAUCGAUUUCCAUUGCCCACGAUUCUGCCGAAGGUUAUCCAGACCCGAUACGUGCCCAAGCGUCAUCUGCCCAAGGACGUGGAGGUGGACCGUCGUCGGCGUCAGUAUCAGAAGAUCAAUUUGGUGGAGGAGCUGGCCAAGGCGGGACUCACCAACGAUGUGCUGCAGCCAACGGAGGAGCAGUACAAUAUUAUGUCCGAGUUCGCCUUUCCGCACAAGUUUCCCCUGAGCUACUUCGAUGACAGCAACUUUGAUAUUAACUCGGCGGAGGCUUGGUUUGAGCUCGGCAUCGUCGGAGACGUUCACUAUCCGCUGCCAGCGAGGGCCUUCCUGCCCUUCAAUCAGAGUCUGGUGAACUGUCAGUGGGUUAUGGCGGCGGUUACAGCCCACAAUAAAGAUACGGAUCUCUGGACGCUGCUAUCUUUGGAGGACGGAUGUACCUAUUCGGUGCCCAAGCUACAGUUCAUGUUCAUGGCCGAGGACCCGUACAAGUUUAUAAGCCGACUCCAGUCCGCGGUCCACGAACGACACAAGGGAGAACAACUUAUGCUGAUGGAGCUGAUAGUCGACUGUGUCCUUCACGAGGACAUUGAGUCCACGGUCUUCUACAGCUUCAAGCCCAUCGAACGGGUGCUGCAGGCGGCAAAGGUAUCGGAACAGUGCAAGAGACGCUUGCGUUCGGAGGUAAACCUGGUGUUUGAGCGUCUGAUGGCACUCUACGAACUAGAACAGUUUAUUCUAAAAAUGCCUAAGGAGUUUCCGCAAUUUCGUAAUAUUAACCUGAAAGAGUUCCUACCCCGAUCCUUCACCGUUGAUGUGUCUGGCAUGGAGCGCCAGCAGCUGAAAGGUCUUGGAAUAAUCAUGCCGGAUAAGCGUUACGACUUUCUCAAGGCGACCCUCUUUUACUGCCUGGGUGGUAUCGAGGCCAUGGCCGGGGUAAACAUCGAAUGCCAGUAUAUCGAGACGCUUUCCAUCUUCAUCUGCACGUUCAGUAAGCCGUUGGCCCUGGUCGAAUUCCUGCAGGGACAGGAGGCACAUAGCGACAACGUGGCCACGUUCUUAAAGUUUAAUUGGCCGCAACAGCUCACCUCCUGCAUAACUGUGGUGCUGCGAGCCCUGGGCAAGGGAUGGCUUGAUAUAUCGCUGAACACCUGGACGGUCUAUCUAAUGUGCAAAAUAUCAAGGUUCAUAUUGCAGGUCAAGUUCCGCAUGCAGGAGUCCAUGCAGGUGCUCCUCGAAAAUUCCCUGCUCAACUUCUCGCACUUUGUGUGUGAUCCCUGCCUGCAGUUCCUGGAACUGAAGCCCAACUAUAAAUGGACCAAUGACUAUAUCGAAACUGAAUUCCCCUACCACAAGCCGGUGUUUGCGAUGACUUUGGGCAUAAGCGAAGAUCGUAAGGUGUUCUACUCCACCGAUCCGGAUGAGUUUCAGCCCGCACUAAUGGACAUCUUCAAGAGGUGUCUGGAAAAGACGUCCGGUGUCAGGUUAAUAGACGCGUUUGUUAUGAGCUUUCUCAAAUACGCCCCCAAUUUGUAUAUCCUGACGGUCGAGCUGAUUGAAGACAUGUUUCUGGUCGAGAAUGACCUGAUUAUGAGAUGCUACGCUAAGGCUGUGCUGCCACUAAAGGCCUAUGCCAGGCUCUAUGAAAGAUUCAUCGACUUUUACCUGUUGAACAUUAACCAAUAUAUGACUGCCUAUGCCGAGGCUCAUAAGCCGUCGUCCGAGGUGAAGUGGGACAUACUGGAGCACAAACGCCUGAAGGAGGAGGUCCGUGUCAUCCUGCCGGCAUUUAUAACCAUCGGACCAUUCUACAUAAACGUGGACACAAUGAAACAGUAUAUGAUCAAGAAACGCAUAGAUAUUGUGAGAAGGAUCUUUGAGUACUAUUUGGACCGGAUGUAUGAGACGAAUGACGCCAUUUUGGAGCGCAGCGCUGAUAUGUACCGAAAGAUUAACGAGAGACCCAACAGCAUUGAGCACUUGUACGAAAUUCGAGACUUUGGCCUACAGGUGCCGGACUUGGUGGAGGAACUUAAGGCGGAUAUACAGGUCAUGUGGCUUGAGUACGACCUGUUGGACAGCUUCUUUUAUAAUCUAAGUGACCACCAGUUCGUUAUGAAGUGGAAGGCAUUUGCCUGGCCGCACCAGAUAAUGAUGCGCCUGUCAACCCUUAAAGAGGAGCAGAAAAUUGAUAUAGAAGACUUCUUGCGACAGCAUAGUGGCGAGUGUCAAGCGUUCGAGGAGCGUUUGGAAUCGCUGAACGAUGAGGUGCAGGCCUAUUCCUUGGCAUUCAAUACGAAUCGCGCUCAGGAGACAUCUGUGGAUAUUAAGAAGACUUGGGCCUUGAUUAAGGAACUUGAAAAGAUCAGCCAGACCUUACAAUAUCGUCAAGAACUGUUCGAACUGGAACCGCUCUCCGUAGAGUUCUUAACGAGCAUCAUUAAUAGCUUUAUUCCGUACAAAGAUUUAUGGUACGCCUGUGCAAACUUCCUAAAGCUCCAGGAUGCCACCGAGGGCAACCCCAUAGCCCAGCUAGACCUUGAGGAAGUCUGGGUCAAUCUUAUGAAACUGCGCGAUGAGCUUGUCGAGUCCAUGCAAAUAUUUAAUGAGAAACACGAGAUAAUGGAAGUUGCCAAAGUGUUUAUUCAGAAAAUCGAUGAUUUCAUCCCAGUGUACAACAGCAUACGGGACCUACGAAACGAAAAUUGGAUGUACAUCCACUGGCAGGAGCUCAGCCAGGUGACGGGACAGGACAUCAAGUACACGGUUUCUAUGAACUAUCAGUAUCUAAUAAAAAAAGGAAUUUUGGACUUCCUGCCAGAGGUUCACUUUAUCUCGGAGAAGGCCAAUAAUGAGGCGGAAACAAUACGGAGGAAUAUUGAGGAGGAGGAAAAAAGGAAGCAGGCAGAAAUUGAUUCUAUUCUAUUGCGCAAGCAGCUACGCAAAUGCCGCAGGGAUAUACUCUAAUUGGUUUUUAUAUACAAAAAAGGAUAAGAUUUUAGAAUUUAAUUUUAUGAUGGUUAAUAAAUUACUAUUAAUAUAAUA
This is a messenger RNA of Drosophila serrata, 3360 nucleotides long. It is a transcript of the gene sac, whose product is annotated as sterile affecting ciliogenesis. Gene Ontology annotation, cellular component: dynein complex. Gene Ontology annotation, biological process: microtubule-based movement. Gene Ontology annotation, molecular function: dynein light intermediate chain binding; dynein intermediate chain binding. Lineage: Eukaryota; Metazoa; Arthropoda; Insecta; Diptera; Drosophilidae. The record is from RefSeq and is a predicted model, not a curated record.